Molecule: messenger RNA, 1986 nt
Organism: Kwoniella mangroviensis CBS 8507
Lineage: Eukaryota; Fungi; Basidiomycota; Tremellomycetes; Tremellales; Cryptococcaceae
Exons: 2
Coding region: 1-1986 (661 amino acids)
Biological process (GO): attachment of spindle microtubules to kinetochore
Cellular component (GO): mitotic spindle; DASH complex; mitotic spindle pole body
Source: RefSeq, a predicted model, not a curated record
AUGUCCGGUCCAAACCCCCUUCUCUCGCCUCCCUUCUACGUCAUCCCAGGCAUAGAUCCCAAUGCACCCAUCUCAGCCCAGACUGAGCAGAUCGAUCAACUCAACACUUUACUACUCCAGGAGAUAGAUGCGAACUUUGCCAGAUUCCAUCAGAUAGUGACCAGUAGGAUAUUACCGGAGAUAAAGCGAUUUGCUAUUGCUGGUGAACCCACGAGGGAGGCUGCUCAGUUCUGGCGAUCAUUCUUCGAAGCAGCUUCAUCGAUCCGAACCACAAGUCUGGAAGAACCUUCAAUUCCUUCUCAACAGGACAUCUCUGCUCAAUAUGAAGAUCAAACCAUGACACUCCGACGUAUCCACGAUGACUCCUCAAUAAUCUCUAACAAUGAUCAAUCAGGUUCUUCAUUUAUUUUCGAUCCUCCUGCAACUUCUUCUACACCUUUACCAAACACCGCUCAUAAAGGUAAAUCCAAGAUUAACGAAUCAUGGGAACAUUCAAUGGAGUCACCUUUUGACAGAUUAGAUAGGAAAUUAAGGGAUGAUUUGAAGAUCGGUAGUGGUAAUUUCAUAAAUGAUCAAAGUGGUUUUUCAUCAAGUGAUUUACCUACUCCUUCAUUACCUAGUGGAUAUUCGCUACCUCAUUUGGGAAGUACAAGUACCAGUAAUACUUCCAAAUCCGCUUCUUUACCUAGUAUGAAUUGGAAUCAGUCUCAGGAAGAUGAACAUGAAGGAUAUUCUACUGGGACAGUUGAUCCUCAAGAUAUUCAACGUUCUCAACAUACUUCCCACCCUUCACGUCCUAACUCCAUCACACCGAAAGCCAAUAAGAUUGCAUCAGCUUCAACCUCUAAUAAUCCUUUCGGACCGAAUUUCAAUGGUAUAGUAGAUAUACGAUCCACCCCUCUCAACGCCAAGUCAAUGUCGAAAUCGAAGAAAACCAAAAAACCACCUAAACAAUCAAUCUUACCUGGUAUUGACGAUGUAGAAUCAUCAGAUGAAGAAUUACCUUUCGGUAUGUCACCUCCUGUAACGAUGAAAUUCUCUUUACCACCUAAAGCGAGAGCUAUAUUCGAUAUGUCCAGAACACCAGGCAAGAAAUCUAUAUCGUCCCAUACACAGAGCAAUACAGCCGAUGUGUAUGGUAACAACACGAAUAUCCAAAGUCAGAAUCGAGUUCAAUCUGGUAUCACCGGUGAUGGUGAGAAACAAGCAAAAUACAUGAUUGACGAUUUGCUGGAGGAGAUGGGAUCGGAAUUAUCACCUCGAUUAGAUACUCCCGAAGGAUUAGGUAGAUACUCUAUCAUGCCUGGUGAACUUCAACCUGGUGAAGGUAGAUUGUUGUUCAGUGGUCAGUCUCAGCAUCGACAGCUACAACCUGUUUUACAAGAAGAGGAAGAAGGGGAAGACCAAACUUAUCAUCUUACGGCUGGAGUCGGAGCAUCGCAAGAUGGGAGAAGAUUAAACAGAAGAUCAACAGGAGUCAACACUUCCUUUGGAUCUGAUAUGAUUGAUCUACCCGUCGGUCAAGUUUACUCGGCAGAAGAUUCAUUCGAUAAUGAAGAUUCUUUCGCAUCCGACCUAAAUGACGAUGAUGAUGGAGUAUACUCUCAACCUACCGUUACUGCAACGGGUAGUAUAGCUCAUACUCAUACGGGAACAGGAACGAUAUCAAGUGUACCGUACUCCACUCACGAACAUAUGAUAGCGGAUGAUUCGUACCUUUCCUCAGAAGGUGAUUUGACAACUACCUCUGAAGCUGGUGUAAUCUUUGGUAAACAACCAAACUAUCUCCCACAGGCUCAUCAACGUAGACAAAGUACCUUGGCGGGAGUAGGACCUGUACAAGGACAUGCACCGAGAAAAAGUCAUUUCGAAUUGAUGAAAAUGGAAGAUAUGGAUACGUAUCAUGGAGGAAGAUUGGAAGAUGCUGCGGGCAAUGAUGUUGCGAAUAGUCCGACGAACGCUCUGGCUAGAGGGAGGGGAGGGUAA